AUGAACUUAUUGCCAAGUGGAAUAUGUUUUUAUUUAUCUGUAGCAAUCUGCUGGCUGACAGCCGAGGUCGAUGCGUCCUGGUGGUACAUGGGCACGCUGGGCUCCCAGAUGAUGUGCGACAACAUCCCCGGUCUGGUGAACAAGCAGCGCCAGCUGUGCCGCCAGCACCCCAAAGUGAUGCAGGCCAUCGGGGCCGGCAUGAAGGACUGGAUCUCAGAGUGCCAGCACCAGUUCCGCAACCACCGCUGGAACUGCAACACCACAGCCCGGGACCACAACCUGUUCGGACGCCUGCUGCUGCGCAGCAGCCGCGAGGUGGCCUUCAUGUACGCCAUCUCCUCGGCCGGUGUGGUUUACACGCUGGCUCGCGCCUGCAGCCAGGGCGAGCUGGACUCCUGCUCCUGCGAUCCCACCAAGAAGGGCUCGUCCCGGGACGCCAAAGGCUCUUUUGACUGGGGCGGCUGCAGCGACCACGUGGAGCACGCCAUGCGCUUCAGCCAGGGCUUCGUGGACGCCAAGGAGAGGAAGGAGAGAGACGCCCGGGCGCUCAUGAACCUGCACAACAACAGAGCGGGCAGGAAGGCGGUGAAGCGCUUCAUGACCCUGGAGUGUAAGUGUCACGGGGUCAGCGGCUCGUGCAGCGUGCGGACCUGCUGGCUCGCCAUGGCCGACUUCAGACGCACGGGCGACCACCUCCGCAAGAGGUACAACGGCGCCGUGCAGGUGGCCGUCAACCAGACGGCACCGGCUUCACUGCCCGCACACACACACUUCAAACGGCCCAGCAAGAAUGACCUGGUGUACCUGGAGGACUCGCCGGACUACUGCAUACGGGACCCACGAGUCAGGUCAUUGUGUGCUGCUGGCAACUUCUGCAACCGAAUCUCCUGCGUGAUCGUUGCACGCAGCCGCGAGGUGGCCUUCAUGUACGCCAUCUCCUCGGCUGGUGUGGUUUACACGCUGGCUCGCGCCUGCAGCCAGGGCGAGCUGGACUCCUGCUCCUGCGAUCCCACCAAGAAGGGCUCGUCCCGGGACGCCAAAGGCUCUUUUGACUGGGGCGGCUGCAGCGACCACGUGGAGCACGCCAUGCGCUUCAGCCAGGGCUUCGUGGACGCCAAGGAGAGGAAGGAGAGAGACGCCCGGGCGCUCAUGAACCUGCACAACAACAGAGCGGGCAGGAAGGCGGUGAAGCGCUUCAUGACCCUGGAGUGUAAGUGUCACGGGGUCAGCGGCUCGUGCAGCGUGCGGACCUGCUGGCUCGCCAUGGCCGACUUCAGACGCACGGGCGACCACCUCCGCAAGAGGUACAACGGCGCCGUGCAGGUGGCCGUCAACCAGUACGGGACCGGCUUCACCGCCGCCCACACACACUUCAAACGGCCCAGCAAGAACGACCUGGUGUACCUGGAGGACUCGCCGGACUACUGCAUACGGGACCACGAGUCAGGCUCGGUGGGGACGGGGGGGCGUGUCUGUAACAGGACGUCCCGCGGCGUGGACGGCUGCGAGGUGAUGUGCUGCGGUCGAGGCUACGACACGUCGCGGGUCAGCCGGACCACCAAGUGCGAGUGCAAGUUCCAGUGGUGCUGCGCCGUGCACUGCCGGGACUGUCACCAGCAGGUGGACGUGCACACCUGCAAGGGCCAGACGUGACGUCACCGCCCGGACUCUGAACCGGUUCAAACCUGCUGCUCUGUUCUGGGCUGGAAGUGACUUCAGAAGGACUUCAGGAGCUUCAGUAGGUGGCAGCUGGUCUCCUGUAGGUGGCGCUCUUCUCUCUGUGCAGCCGUGUCGUGUUUUCGCUGCUCAUUUCUCAGCUGUUUAAUCCAAACAACACUUUUACAGGAUGUUUCGAAAGAGCUUCCAAACCGUUAAAAAAAGCUUUCAUCCACAUGUUAUGUAGAUUAAAUGACUAACAGUAGUAAAGCUGUACAUGUAUUUGUAUAAUUAUAUCAAUCAACACAAACUAGUUCAUAACACAACUAACUUCUGCAGAGAAAAGCUGGUUCUCAGAGGC
Molecule: messenger RNA, 2017 nt
Organism: Centropristis striata (black sea bass)
Lineage: Eukaryota; Metazoa; Chordata; Actinopteri; Perciformes; Serranidae
Gene: wnt2
Product: wingless-type MMTV integration site family member 2
Biological process (GO): cell fate commitment; multicellular organism development; canonical Wnt signaling pathway
Cellular component (GO): extracellular region
Molecular function (GO): frizzled binding; cytokine activity
Source: RefSeq, a predicted model, not a curated record